UGCAGCGAGAGCAAUGAGUGCUGCCACCCCGAGUGCCUGGGCAGCUGCAGCGCGCCCGACAACGACACGGCCUGCGUGGCCUGUCGCCACUACUACUACGCCGGCGUCUGCGUGCCCACCUGCCCACCCAACACCUACCGCUUCGAGGGCUGGCGCUGCGUGGACCGCGACUUCUGCGCCAACAUCCCCAGCGCCGAGGGCAGCGACUCCGAGGGCUUCGUGAUCCACGACGGCGAGUGCAUGCAGGAGUGCCCGUCGGGCUUCAUCCGCAACGGCAGCCAGAGCAUGUACUGCAUCCCUUGCGAAGGUCCUUGCCCCAAAGUCUGUGAGGAAGAGAAGAAAACAAAGACCAUCGAUUCUGUUACUUCUGCUCAAAUGCUCCAAGGAUGCACUAUCUUCAAGGGAAAUUUGCUCAUUAAUAUCCGACGAGGCAAUAACAUAGCCUCGGAGCUGGAGAACUUCAUGGGGCUCAUUGAGGUGGUGACAGGCUACGUGAAGAUCCGCCAUUCCCACGCCUUGGUCUCUUUGUCCUUCCUAAAAAACCUUCGCCAAAUCUUAGGAGAGGAGCAGCUAGAGGGGAAUUACUCCUUCUACGUCCUAGACAACCAGAACUUGCAGCAGCUGUGGGACUGGGACCACCGCAACCUGACCAUCAAAGCUGGGAAAAUGUAUUUCGCUUUCAAUCCCAAGUUGUGUGUCUCAGAAAUUUACCGCAUGGAGGAAGUGACGGGAACAAAAGGGCGCCAGAGCAAAGGGGACAUAAACACCAGGAACAAUGGAGAGAGAGCCUCCUGUGAAAGUGAUGUCCUGCACUUCACCUCCACCACCACCUGGAAGAACCGAAUCAUUAUAACCUGGCACAGGUACCGGCCGCCUGACUACAGGGACCUCAUCAGCUUCACCGUCUACUACAAGGAAGCACCCUUUAAAAACGUUACAGAGUAUGAUGGGCAGGAUGCCUGCGGCUCCAACAGCUGGAACAUGGUGGACGUGGACCUCCCUCCCAACAAGGAUAUCGAGCCUGGCAUUUUGCUGCAUGGGCUGAAGCCCUGGACACAGUACGCUGUUUACGUCAAGGCUGUGACCCUCACCAUGGUGGAGAACGACCACAUCCGUGGGGCCAAGAGUGAAAUCUUGUACAUUCGCACCAAUGCUUCAGUUCCUUCCAUUCCCCUGGAUGUUCUUUCUGCAUCGAACUCCUCUUCUCAGUUAAUUGUGAAGUGGAACCCGCCUUCUCUGCCCAAUGGCAACCUGAGUUACUACAUCGUGAGAUGGCAGCGACAGCCCCAGGACAGCUACCUCUACCGGCACAAUUACUGCUCCAAAGAUAAAAUCCCCAUCAGGAAGUAUGCCGACGGGACCAUUGACAUCGAAGAGGUGACAGAGAAUCCCAAGACUGAAGUAUGUGGUGGAGAGAAAGGGCCUUGCUGUGCUUGCCCCAAAACCGAAGCCGAGAAGCAGGCUGAGAAAGAGGAGGCUGAGUACCGCAAAGUCUUUGAGAAUUUCCUGCACAACUCCAUCUUUGUGCCCAGACCGGAAAGGAAGCGGAGAGAUGUCAUGCAGGUUGCCAACACCACCAUGUCCAGCAGAAACAGGAACACCACAGUGGCAGACACUUACAAUAUCACCGACCCAGAAGAGCUUGAGACAGAAUACCCUUUCUUUGAGAGCAGAGUGGACAACAAGGAGAGAACUGUCAUUUCUAACCUCCGGCCCUUUACUUUGUACCGCAUUGAUAUCCACAGCUGUAACCAUGAGGCUGAGAAGUUGGGCUGCAGCGCCUCCAACUUUGUCUUUGCAAGAACCAUGCCCGCAGAAGGAGCAGAUGACAUUCCUGGGCCGGUGACCUGGGAGCCGAGGCCAGAAAACUCCAUCUUUUUAAAGUGGCCGGAGCCUGAGAAUCCCAAUGGAUUGAUUCUAAUGUAUGAAAUAAAAUAUGGAUCCCAAGUUGAGGAUCAGCGGGAAUGUGUGUCCAGACAGGAGUACAGAAAGUAUGGAGGGGCCAAGCUUAACCGGCUCAACCCAGGGAACUAUACGGCCCGGAUCCAGGCCACCUCUCUCUCUGGGAAUGGGUCAUGGACAGAUCCCGUGUUCUUCUAUGUCCCGGCCAAAAUAACAUAUGAAAAUUUCAUCCAUCUGAUCAUUGCUCUGCCGGUUGCCGUCCUGUUCAUAGUAGGAGGGUUGGUUAUAAUGUGCGUCUUCCACAGAAAAAGAAAUAGCAGCAGGCUGGGGAAUGGAGUGCUGUACGCUUCUGUGAACCCGGAGUACUUCAGCGCGGCCGAUGUGUACGUUCCCGACGAGUGGGAGGUGGCCCGGGAGAAGAUCACCAUGAGCCGCGAGCUGGGGCAGGGCUCCUUUGGGAUGGUGUACGAAGGAGUUGCCAAGGGCGUGGUCAAAGACGAGUCCGAAACCAGGGUGGCCAUUAAAACGGUGAACGAGGCCGCGAGCAUGCGCGAGAGGAUCGAGUUCCUCAAUGAGGCUUCGGUGAUGAAGGAGUUCAACUGUCACCAUGUGGUGCGGUUGCUGGGCGUGGUGUCCCAGGGCCAGCCGACCCUUGUCAUCAUGGAACUGAUGACGCGGGGGGAUCUCAAAAGUUACCUCAGGUCUCUGAGGCCAGAAAUGGAGAAUAACCCAAUCCUAGCACCUCCAAGCCUGAGCAAGAUGAUCCAGAUGGCUGGAGAGAUUGCAGAUGGCAUGGCAUACCUCAACGCCAACAAGUUUGUCCACAGAGACCUCGCUGCCCGGAACUGCAUGGUAGCCGAAGAUUUCACAGUCAAAAUUGGAGACUUCGGUAUGACGAGAGACAUCUAUGAGACAGACUAUUACCGCAAAGGAGGAAAAGGGCUGCUGCCCGUGCGCUGGAUGUCCCCUGAGUCCCUCAAGGAUGGAGUCUUCACCACUCAUUCUGACGUCUGGUCCUUUGGGGUCGUCCUCUGGGAGAUCGCUACACUGGCCGAGCAGCCGUACCAGGGCUUGUCCAACGAGCAAGUUCUCCGCUUUGUCAUGGAGGGCGGCCUUCUGGACAAGCCGGACAACUGCCCUGACAUGCUGUUUGAGCUGAUGCGCAUGUGCUGGCAGUACAACCCCCGGAUGAGGCCUUCCUUCUUGGAGAUCAUCGGCAGCAUCAAGGACGAGAUGGAGCCCGGCUUCCGGGAGGUUUCCUUCUACUACAGCGAGGAGAACAAGCCACCCGAACCGGAGGAGCUGGAGCUGGACCUGGAGCCGGAGAACAUGGAGAGCGUCCCCCUGGACCCUUCCGCCUCCUCGUCCUCCCUGCCGCUGCCUGACAGACUCUCGGGACACAAGGCCGAGAACGGCCCAGGCCCUGGAGUGCUGGUGCUCCGCGCCAGCUUCGAUGAGAGGCAGCCUUACGCGCACAUGAAUGGGGGACGCAAGAACGAGAGGGCCUUGCCUCUGCCCCAGUCUUCGACCUGCUGAUCCUCGGAUCCUGAAUCCCGUGCAAACAGUAACGUGUGCGCACGCUCGGCGGCGGGUGGGGGGGAGAGAGUUUUAACAAUCUAUUCACAGCCUCCUGUACCUCAGUGGAUCUUCAGAACUGCCAUUGCUGCCCACGGGAGACGGCUUCUCUGCAGUAAACACAUUUGGGAUGUUCCUUUUUCAAUAUGCAAGCAGCUUUUUAUUUCCCUACCCAAACCCUUAACUGACACGGGCCUUUAAGAACCUUAAUGACAACACUUAAUAGCAACAGAACACUUCAGAAUCGAGUCUCCUCACUCUCUUUCAUCUCUCUCUCUCUCUCCUUUCUCUUUCCGCUUCAUAAUGGAAAAAUAUUUGCCGCCAGCUAAGCUGAGACAUCCGUUUGACCAGACUGAGGAAAUGGUUGUCCCUCCCCGUGGCCCCACAGUGCCCCUGUACACACCUGCCUGACACCAUAGGUCUUUAUAAAAAUCAUGUUGAGAUGGAACUUUUUAAUUGUAUCUUUAACCUUUUUAGGGACACAAGUAAUUUAAAAAGGGCCAUCAUUCACCCAAGGUUGUCACCAUUUUAUCGCUGCCAAAUUCUACCAAAACGCUGAAGUUUCUCCCUCACAAUCCUUGCACUUACUUUCUUGUUCCCAGAGGCACGGGGCGCGUGUGCUAUCUAGUCACUCCGUUGAAGAGCCUCGUUGGUGAUGCACUCCAUCCCAUCAUCCCCUGGCGUUCUCUUCGGGUGUCAUGUUCACACAGGUCCUACUGCUUUUGACUAGGCUAUUACUGGGGGAACUGGACAGAAUGGGAUUUCUCUUGGUGAAGAUGGGGAGAAGCCGAACUGGCUUCCCUGGCCCACUUCCCUACCCCUACUCUUAUCCCCACAGGAAUUCUGGAGAAAACAGGCCCUGUCGAGAACCUGGAAGACAGGCUUUGGGUAAAGGUUUUCCAUGUGCCAGUCUCCUGUCCCUGCUCCCAGCCCGCCAAGACACAGAUGGGAAGGGGUUUCCAGGGACUCAGCCCAACUGUUUAUGCAGGUUUGCAAGGGAAGAAAUUCAAACACCACACAAAACAGUAAGAAGAAAAGCAGUAAAUGAAUUCAAGCAUUCUAAGCUUUGUUGACAUUUCCUCUGUUACUAGGACUUCUUCAUGGGUCUUACAGUUCUAUGUUAGACCAUGAAACAUUUGCAUACACAUCGUCUUUAAUGUCACUUUUAUAACUUUUUUACGGUUCAGAUAUUCAUCUAUACGUCUGUACAGAAAAAAAAAGCUGCUAUUUUUUUUGUUCUUUAUCUUUGUGGAUUUAAUCUAUGAAAACCUUCAGGUCUACCCUGCUUCCCUUUCUGCUCACUCCAAAAAACUUCUUAUGCUUUGUA
Molecule: messenger RNA, 4804 nt
Organism: Manis javanica (Malayan pangolin)
Lineage: Eukaryota; Metazoa; Chordata; Mammalia; Pholidota; Manidae
Gene: IGF1R
Product: insulin like growth factor 1 receptor
Biological process (GO): regulation of JNK cascade; multicellular organism development; positive regulation of phosphatidylinositol 3-kinase/protein kinase B signal transduction
Cellular component (GO): insulin receptor complex; axon; plasma membrane
Molecular function (GO): insulin receptor substrate binding; insulin receptor activity; phosphatidylinositol 3-kinase binding
Source: RefSeq, a predicted model, not a curated record